Molecule: messenger RNA, 490 nt
Organism: Ambispora gerdemannii
Lineage: Eukaryota; Fungi; Glomeromycota; Glomeromycetes; Archaeosporales; Ambisporaceae
Source: the annotation of a GenBank genome assembly
GCCUUUGAAAAGCUCAAGUCAGUGCUUGAUGAACAAGCCAACGACAAGAAUUCUGUCAUGCUUCGCAAUAGUAAGAUCAGGUUCAACCACUUUGCAUAUGUUGACUUCACACCCACAAGGAUGGACCUCAUUAACUACUUCUUUCGUGGUGCAGCAAUAUUGUGUAAGCGCAAUCAAAAAGGAACAGAUCUGCUCAUUCCAAUUGCCAUGGUCCAGGAUGAUGAAACCCCAGUUACAGAGGAUAACCUGUCAUUCAUCAGUAUCCAAGUCAGAAAUCGAGCGGAUGAUGGCAAGCCAACUGGUGAUGAAAUCGAAGUUUUUAAACGACAAAGGACAGAUAAUAUAUUCAAACAGACAGCUCGCUAUAUUGAAAUUGACAACAGUGUACCUUUCCCUUUACCCUAUCUUGGCAUUUAUAUGAGUCUUGGUGUAGCAUCUGAAGACAUAGAGUGCCAAUGUAUGUUAGACAUUGGGGUGAAAACACGAAAAG